Penicillium soppii is the source of this 2523-nucleotide messenger RNA. RefSeq lists its product as uncharacterized. The record is from RefSeq and is a predicted model, not a curated record. Bases 1 to 2523 code for a protein of 840 amino acids. The transcript has 8 exons. Gene Ontology annotation, molecular function: DNA-binding transcription activator activity, RNA polymerase II-specific; zinc ion binding; RNA polymerase II cis-regulatory region sequence-specific DNA binding. Gene Ontology annotation, biological process: DNA-templated transcription; regulation of transcription by RNA polymerase II. Lineage: Eukaryota; Fungi; Ascomycota; Eurotiomycetes; Eurotiales; Aspergillaceae. Gene Ontology annotation, cellular component: nucleus.
AUGGCAUUCCCCACCAAACCGACCCCCACACCCCCCUCCACAAACUCGUCCAGUGCUGGCCACUCCCCAGAUUACAGAGUCGUCCGGAAACGAAACCGAGUGCCUCUAUCCUGCGCACCAUGCCGACAUAGAAAGCUGAAAUGCAAUCGCUCCAAUCCCUGCGAAAACUGCGUCAAACGAGGCGAUGCUGUUUCUUGUAACUAUGCGCAAGCCAGCUCGCGCAAACGAAAUUCGCCUCAGCAGCCUUCGUUGAAUUCCCCGGAUGAUAUGCAGAAUCGCAUCGACCGGUUGGAAGGAUUGGUGCUUUCGUUGAUGACGAAUGGGUCUCAAUCUGCGGGUCCGGCAGCGGCCAUGGCUGCUAUUUCUGGUGAUAGUAGUGCGGGAUCGGCAAGGUUCUCGCAUGACCGGGAGAUCGACGAGGAGGGGAUGGAAGACGAGGAUAGUGAUACGGACCAGGUCACCAAGUCGUUUGGUAUCAUGAAGGUGGACAAUAACAAGUCUUAUUACAUCAGUGAUGCCCACUGGGCUUCUGUAUUGAAUGAUAUAACCGAGGUUAAGAAUUUCUUUACGACGCACAAGAAGCAACUGGAUGAGCAGGCCGAGAAAGUCAAGGCCGCUCGGCCAGCUACUGAUCUAUCAGGUUCGAAUUUGUUGUUUGGUGUCACGAAGCCGAUGAGUCGUGCCGAGAUCAUGACCGGCUUGCCGUCAAAGUAUACAACGGAUCUUCUUGUGGCUCGCUACUUCAACUCAUAUGAUCCUGCAACUCUGUCAGAUAUUCUUCAUGGACCUUCAUUUCAGGCACAGUACAAUAAACAUUGGGAAGAUCCCGCUCAAACAGAACUUGUCUGGUUUGCCAUGCUCUUCGGAAUGAUGAGGUUAGCGAUGCUAUCUUAUCACCGUGAAGGCGAUGAACCACCUGAGUUCAGAGGCAAGUCCAUAGAUAUGGCUGGGGCACAGACCUUAACGCUGGCCGACUACACGAAACCGCACCCGUUUUUGAUCGAAGCGCUUGUAUUCCAUCUUCAUGGUGACUUUUCCCAGACCACGGACGCGGAUGUCUCCGUCUGGGUCAUGACUGGUGUGAUUGCCCGUCUAGCGAUGCGCUCAGGAUACCACCGUGACUCCAAAAUGUUCCCAAACAUCACACCUUUCCAGGGCGAGAUGCGACGGCGGGUGUGGACCUUCGUGCGCCAGGCUGAUCUACUCUUUUCAUUCCAAGUUGGUCUGCCAAGCAUGAUUCGCUCCUCUGAUAGUGAUACCGAACUUCCGCGCAAUCUGUACGAUGAUGAUUUCGACGAAGACUGCAAAGAACUCCCGCCAUCUCGUCAAUUGUCCGAGCCCACGCCUAUCUCGUAUUUGAUCGCCAAGGCACGCCUGACAUACGCAUUCGGCCGCGUGGUUGAACAAAGCUCCGCGAUCUCGAGUGCUCCAUACGAAAAAGUGAUGGAAAUCGACGCAGAACUGCGUCAGGCAAGAGAUAUGAUCCCUGACCACUUGAAAAUUCGACCCAUGGAGGAGUGCCAGCUGGAUCCCAUCAACCUCAUCAUGUCACGGUUUGCCGUAAUGGCCGUAUAUGACAAAGCGCAAUGCGUCCUCCACCGCCCAUAUCUAGUCCGCGCCCGGGACAACCCCCGCUUCACCUACUCGCGGAGAACAUGUAUUGACUCUGCAAUGGAUCUCCUCCAAGUCCAAGCACUCCUACACGCGGAAACACGCAAUGGUCGCCUCCGCAGUCGCCAAAGCCGAGUCACAUCCCUAAGCUCCGCCGAUUUCCUCCUCUCAGCCACCAUUGUCUCCCUCGAUCUAUCCCAGGGCCUCCAAAUGCAAGUUUCCGGCCGUCCAUCCGGAGACACCUACACCUGGGGUCGGGAACGCCGCGAUGAGAUGAUGGCCGCUCUCCAACGAUCCAAAGAGAUUUGGGAUGAAUCCCGAGAUGUCAGCAUGGAAGCUUGGAAAGCCUCAAAUGUUAUUGGCGUCAUGCUGAGUAAAUUGCUCAUGCAAGCACCAGGAAUUGAGGAUACCCCCAGUGCGAACUUCGAACCUGCAGAUGAGAAACAGAAUGCUGCCAUGACUCUCGGUCUACUGAGUAGUGGUAUGAGUCCCAUGAAUCCCGGCCCUCCUCCAUUUACGGAUCCAAUGUUCAAAAUGAGUGAUUCGCCGAUGGGAACUGGAAUGGGGACGGGCGCGGCUGAAAUUCCUGGUGCGCUUUCGCCGUUCAGUAGCAUGUUUGGUCAGAUGCCGGACAUGCAGGUGAACCUUGAUUGGGAUGCCUGGGACACAUAUAUACAAAACCCAACACUCGACACAUCGAAUCAGUUCUGGCCGACCCCACAGUCUGCGGGCGUAUCCCAAUCUUCGAUCUCUAGUCCUCUUGGUGCAUCGCGGGUCCCUUCGAUGUCGAGCAGUGCUACAACUGGUCCCCCUCGACUACCAAACAUGUAUUCACCUUCAUCUAUCAGCCCUGAAGGCGCAGUCCCGGGAGCAGAUAGGGUAUGGCGAGAUCCCCAUGCCAAGAUUAACUAA